Molecule: messenger RNA, 2357 nt
Organism: Tachysurus vachellii
Lineage: Eukaryota; Metazoa; Chordata; Actinopteri; Siluriformes; Bagridae
Exons: 10
Coding region: 163-1641 (492 amino acids)
Biological process (GO): immunoglobulin mediated immune response; cytokine-mediated signaling pathway
Cellular component (GO): external side of plasma membrane
Molecular function (GO): protein binding; cytokine receptor activity
Source: RefSeq, a predicted model, not a curated record
ACUUAAUGUAAUCCUCCACAGCACAGCUCUCAUGACAGGGGAGGCUGAUGGACCAGUCGCUGCCCUGGGAUAUAACUGGUAUUUAGUUGUGAUUCAUACCACCAGUGGAUUUUAGGAUGAUUAUGAAACCAGUUUUUAUGUAAAAACUGCAAGGAUUAGAUAAUGGGUGCCUUAAUUAUAAUCCUGCAUGUAACCCUACUUCUCUCCAGCUUCAGCUUCACGGAAUCUUCUGCGUUUCUGCAAUGCUUUAAUGAUUAUGACAUCGAACUCAAGUGCAGUUUCUUGUCUGAACCCAACAGUUGUUCCCAAUACAAACUCAGUGUCACAAGAUUAAAAAGGUUGUAUACAUGCCAUUUUAUUGAAAUCCGUCACGGUGAAUGUGAAUGCAGACUCGAAAUGAAGGACGGGUUUGUCAUUUACGAGAUACUAGUAAUAAAGUUGUUGAAAGGAGACGAGAUUUGGCACACAACAAGCAUCAGUACUGAAGAAAGUAUUAAACCCAGAAGACCAAUCAUCACGUCAGUCAUUCAGAAGAAGAACGGAGACUUUUCUGUUAACUUGAACACCACCUACCCAGAGAAGAUGAAAACCUUUUUGGACUACCUGGAUGUGGAGCUGCAAUACGGUAUUGUUGGAAGCAAUGUUAACGUGACAGAACAUGUUGGAAAUGUUCACAAUUCGUAUGAGAUUGUGGGCAGGAAACUUCAACCUAAUUCCAAGUAUAUCAUAAAAGCGAGAGUGAAGUCAAACUACCCCUCUAACAAGAUGUUCAGUGACUACAGCGAACCAUUUGUGUUUUCUACACCACAAUCAUUACAAAAUAUUCUCAGGAUAAUUAUACCAACAUUAUGUAUCCUUCUGAUCAUUUGCAUAUCUUCAGUCUACUUCUGGUUCAACAGAAUCAUAAAACCCUGGUGGGACAAGAUUCCUAUGCCAAAAUUUUCUACAAAUUUUGUAAAACAGGUCCCACAAUUGCUGUCAUUUCAAACUGAGUUCUCAUCUCUCAGUCUUGAUUCAUUAGCAAACCACAUCAGCAAGAACGCAUGUGUGGAGGUCCAAAGUGAAGAUCCUUAUAAAUUCUAUAAUCCCAGUACGGGGAAAGGCACCGAAAAGGCAUCACUGGCGUAUUUAUUGGCAAGCCACCAGAACAUGAAAACGAACGGCUCUGAACAUACUGGGUUUAAACACCAAUCUACAAACACCAACCAAUCAUGUAGAAAUCAGCAAUCUGAUGAGUUAAGCUCAGGAAUCUGGAAGCAGGAAUCAGGAAUCAGCAACAAGACCUAUCUGCUAUCAAAGUCCAGCAUGUCAUCCAUUUAUAAACAGCCAGCAAACCAGGAUUCGAGCAAGAACUCCAAGGUGUUUUCUGAGAAUCUGCAGAUGGAUUUUGAGUACUACAAGUGGGCUGGUUCUACAACCUCUGGAAACUACAACCUGAUUUCCAUCGCACCACCCAACACUGAGAUGUCUGUGGAUCUUCUAUAUCACAGCGUAGGUGAUGUAGUUGACCACAAGGCUCUUAGCUAUUGUAAUGAUCUGAUCAUUGAGAAGUCAUUUAACACCAAGAAACCACAGGAUGUUCUGUUUUCUGCCAAUGAUGACAUCCUUAUUCCAAUGGAAGAUGGGUAUCAAGCGAUUUAAAAUUCAAUCCAUGAAAUACUGGAGAAUAAAAAAACUACAAUGUUAUAAUUUAAUUUAUUCCCCCAGAGCAAUAUUAUAUCAGAGCGAUCAUCUCAUUUUGCAUAUCUUUUCAGGCAUUCAAAUGGACUCAGGUUUUGACGUAACAGCUCAAUCUAGAACUUCCUUGGGUAUAUUUAUAGUACUGUCACGUGGUGAUCAAAAUACACUUUUAUUACAUUGUAUUUGAAUGCUAUUUGAAUGAAGAUCUGCAGCAGUGCUACACCGUGUUUGUGUUGCAGAUACUGAACAUUACAGCAAUCAUUUUGUUGUUUUGUUAAUUCUACCAUUCUCCAAAUCAUCACUUCAAGUUGAUGAUUAUUAUAAACUUAUCUUUCUUAUGCCGAUUAAACACCAGAAUUUCUUCAAUCUGGUCAUUUUCUUAAAAUGUUUUUUUUGUUUUUUUUUAACCCAACUUAACCCUUUAACACACAUUUGUUGGAACUAAAAUGUGAAAUAUCAGUGUCAUAAAACAUACCAUAAAAGACUCGCAUUGACGUUUUUAAACGUUCAAAUACUCAUUAAUAUGUAAAAUACAUGUACAUAUUUUGAACUGUGAAUUUCAUCAUCUUCAUUAUCUACAGUUUAUCACUGAGCACUUCUAAGCAUCUAACUAGACAAUGUUGUAUACCUCUAUAUGCAUGUUUACAUUAUUAUAUAAAGUCUUGUGGGUUUGAAUA